Molecule: messenger RNA, 444 nt
Organism: Geodia barretti
Lineage: Eukaryota; Metazoa; Porifera; Demospongiae; Tetractinellida; Geodiidae
Source: the annotation of a GenBank genome assembly
AUGGAAUUAAAUCUUCAACAAUUGGUUUUCUACCUUUUUGCCCUGCUGACCAUUGGAUCGGCAGUUAUUGUCGUGACCAUAAAAAAUAUCGUUCACGCUGCCUUCUCACUGAUGGUUACCCUUUUUAGUGUUGCAGGGCUUUAUGUUUUCUUGCAAGCGGAUUUCCUUGCCGCCACCCAAGUAAUAGUCUAUGUCGGUCGGUAUUCUGGUACUGAUUUUGUUCGGUGUUAUGAUGACAAGUGGCAGCUUGGACCUGAAGCUAAAACUCGAACGCGGACAGAUGUUCUGGGGAGGUGUCGUAUCCCUAAUUCUCUUUGGCUUGCUUCUGAGUGUUAUUACGAAUACGCCACAAUGGGAAAAUGUGGACGUAGGGGCAUCGCAGGAACCGACAACUCGCAAGAUUGGCGAGAUGAUUAUGAAAGAGGAGUUUUUGCUGCCAUUUGA